Messenger RNA from Fundulus heteroclitus (mummichog), 1119 nucleotides. RefSeq lists its product as uncharacterized. The record is from RefSeq and is a predicted model, not a curated record. The transcript has 4 exons. NCBI's taxonomy places the organism in Eukaryota, Metazoa, Chordata, Actinopteri, Cyprinodontiformes, Fundulidae. Bases 76 to 936 code for a protein of 286 amino acids.
GCAACGCAAAGUGUUUACUUUUGACUUCUGGAACCACGAGUCCGUUUGCUUUUUACCUCGAAAGAAACUAAGACUAUGAGCCACAGCAAGAGUUCAGUGGGCGUCAGACAGACCGUCCUGCUGCCCAUCUCCAACAGGACCCUGCAGCAGCCCUCCUUCCUGCCUCAUUACGCGCCUGCAGGCUUCCAUCCCCACUUCCACGGUUAUCCAAUGACUCCUGCAGACCUCCGCUACACAAGCCCCACUCUGCCCUGCGGGAGGAGGGUCUAUAAUGGUCUCGGUGGGAAGAUGGUUUUUAAUUGCUGCCAGCUCAACACGCCUCUCCCCGUCAUGUCCGCCUGCGUGGCCCCACCAAACCGGCCGGACCCUUUCAGGGCGGGGCCGUACCCCACCUACAGCCUGGGCAGCACCAGCUGGACCAUGCAGAGCCUGCCCCCUGCUCAGGAGCAGCCCAGGCUCAUCGUCCAGCUCACUCAGCAGGAGGACCAGGCCAUCACCAACCUGCUGGAACUGCACCACCAGGAGGCGCCCCGAGCAGAGGGAACCAUCACCGGCUUCCCAAACGUCAUCUGCAACGAAGCGCCGGAGGAGAGCCGGAGAUGGUCAGAAGCAGGAUGUGGAGCUGCUGAGCAGGUGGACGGUCGCUUAAGAGGAAAAACGGCAGCGCCUCCUGACCUGCUGCUCAAAACCUCUGGGACAGAGCCUGAAUGUCCGACUCUGUCACCGCUGGAAAGCUGUGACCGGUCACAAACAGGAAGCUGCAUGAAGGAGAAUGGAGCGUUCUGGGAUGAGGACAUGACGGCCACGCUGGAGCCAGACCAGUGCGUUGAUUCAGAGGCGGGGAGCGGGUCGGCGGGACGGAUGCUCACCGACCUGGAAGGGGACGCCGUCCUGGCUCUGCUGAGCCUCGGAGGGGUGAGGACUCUCCUGCAGUGACUGUGUCAAACCUCGAGCAUCUUUGUUGGGAUUACGUUCGUUUUGGUUGUGAACGCCGCAGGUUUGGCUGCUUUAUAUUCUGAAAACUGAGACUUUUCAUUCAUUGCUUUAUUUAUUUUUUGUUCUCCAGUUAUCUAUCUGAAACAGUUUGAUGUUUGUACUGUAAAAUGCAGAUAUUAUGUU